Molecule: messenger RNA, 386 nt
Organism: Guillardia theta CCMP2712
Lineage: Eukaryota; Cryptophyceae; Pyrenomonadales; Geminigeraceae
Exons: 3
Coding region: 1-318 (105 amino acids)
Source: RefSeq, a predicted model, not a curated record
AUGGAUGGUGCAACCACAGCAGUGGACGUGUGGGCUGCUGGGGUAGUACUACUUACCCUGCUGUGCCGCACGACACAGUUCCAGUGGUUCCGGCCUAACGAUCUUUGUGUAACUUGCUCGCGCAUGUACAUCAAGAGCAUGGAUGCUGUGUGGAAGCACAACUAUGGGUAUACGGGUCAGUACAGAGAUAAGAUCAGAGAUGUUAUCGAAGAUUUCAAGCUCGACGUUGAAGUAAAAUUGUUGUCGUCGGCGUUGUUGUAUCAUGAGGAUGAGGAUGAGGGUGAUAUGGAGGCGGGAAGUCUGAGUUUGCUAACUUGAUGUCAUUGGCAGUUCGGACCAUUGGAACUUCAUCUCAGCUAUGCCCGCGGGUUGAAGCAAACAUGGCG